Messenger RNA from Cuscuta campestris, 1504 nucleotides. The record is from the annotation of a GenBank genome assembly. NCBI's taxonomy places the organism in Eukaryota, Viridiplantae, Streptophyta, Magnoliopsida, Solanales, Convolvulaceae.
CAAAAAAGUUCAGACCGCGGGAAACCCAACUUGCAGUCUUCUCCUCCAGUGAGUUCUCCUCCAUCUUCGUGUCUGUCUCUUGCCAGAGAGAGAGAGAGAGAGAGAGAGAUGGCGAACAAGCUCAUCAACCAAAUGGGUCUUCCCAAGUCGAUAUCCAACAUCUUUGUCGCUCGUAAUAUCCUCACAGCCAAGGAUGCUCUUUCUCUAACUGAAUUUGAGUUGAUGGAACUGCUGGAUUUGAAUUUCUCCGAGGUAAUUUCUGCAGUUACACACAUAAGUGAAAUCGCUUGUCCUCCAUUCCAAACUGCUUUAUCUCUGCUGGAAAUGCGUGUCAAGAGGGAGAGCUUUGCAGGCCACCUUCCAACUCGUUUGAGAGGACUAGAUGCUACAUUGUGUGGUGGAAUUCCAUUUGGUGUUGUUACUGAAGUUGUUGGUCCUGCUGGGAUUGGCAAAACCCAGUUCUGCCUCAAGCUCUCACUACUUGCUGCACUUCCUUCUUCUUAUGGAGGGUUAGAUGGCCACGUGUUGUUCAUUGAUACUGAGUCUAAAUUCAGCUCUAAAAGGAUGAUAGAAAUUGGAGUGAAUAGCUUCCCAGAAGUAUUUCGCAAGGAAGAGAUGGUGCAACUGAUGGCAGGGCGGAUCAUAGUUCUCAGGCCAACGUCACUUUCUGACUUUACAGAGAGAUUACAGCAGAUUAGAGAAUCUCUGUUCCAACAUAAUGUAAAGUUGCUAAUUGUUGAUAGCUUGGCAGCGCUCCUUACAGGGGAAAACCUGCACGGGCCUCAUAGACAACAUUCACUGGGUUGGCACAUAUCAUUUCUUAAAUCACUUGCCGAGUGUUCACGAAUUCCUGUAGUAGUCACCAACCAAGUGAGAUCUCAAAAUUGUGAAGAAACUUCUCAGUAUCUUUUCCAAGCUCGGAAGAGAACUGAAAACCCUGAAGAUCCCUCCAAAUUUGAUCACCAUUUAGUUGCUGCUCUUGGUAUCCAUUGGGCUCAUGCUGUUACAAUUCGCCUUGUAUUCGAAUCUCGAUCAGGUCAAAGGAUUAUGAAAGUAGCCAAAUCUUCGAUAUCUCCACCAAUUGCGUUUCCGUUCGACAUAACUUCAUCUGGCAUUUCGUUACUAGACGAUGAUGGAGUGGAAAUGACUGGUCCAGAAAUAAAUACUAUCAGUUAUCAAGGCCACAAUUGCCUGUAUGCAUAGGCAUUAUCACAUUUGGAUCUCUUUCUCUCAGAGUCUCAGCAAGUGAUCAAAUUUAUCUUUCAUGGUAAAUUGGUAAUUACCUCAGUUUUGCCACGAAAUUAUACUUCCCAUUUUGUGCAUUUGCACAUACUAAUGAGCGCAUUAUUGGCUAUCUAACUCUUGGAACUUCUAUUCUACAUCUGUCAGUGUCUUUACUAACUUAUUUGUAAAAAAGGACGAACUCCAUCCUCGAGAGUCUCUCAGAACUCGCCGACGUGAAAAGAUGUUAAUUGGGCUUUAAUCAUAAAUCGGUUACCCUUAG